Papaver somniferum (opium poppy) is the source of this 1848-nucleotide messenger RNA. RefSeq lists its product as uncharacterized. The transcript has 4 exons. The record is from RefSeq and is a predicted model, not a curated record. Lineage: Eukaryota; Viridiplantae; Streptophyta; Magnoliopsida; Ranunculales; Papaveraceae. The coding region runs from base 1 to 1848 and encodes 615 amino acids.
AUGAACGGAGGUGUUGAUAAAGCUAAUACAAUAAAAGAGGUUUCAGCUCAGUUGCAGGCUCAUUCAGAUGGAUUGGUAACAUUGGAAGAGGUUUUUAAGACAAUCUCUUCUGAGGUUCGUUCUUUAGCUACUGAUAUCAUCCCUGUUAAAGAAUCUCUCACCACAAUUGUUCUGAUGUGUCAACGAUUGGAUGUAGCUUAUGAUAAUUAUAUUGGCAGUUUUAACAAAUUAGCUCAAAUUACUACUGUUGAAGAAUCUUAUGAACGUUAUGAAUCCUUAAAAUCUUUAAUGAAAUCUCGCAAUCCAAGUUUAUCUGAAGAUUAUUAUACUAUGAGUUUUGUUAGUGGGUUAAAGGAAGAAAUUCGUAAUGUUGUUCAGAUGUUCAAGCCUGCUUCAGAUACUGAUGCUUUUUACCUUGCUAGAAUGCAACAGGCUUCUGGACACAUGUGCAAGACUCAACAAUUGUUUAUGUUAGUAGCUUCAGAUGAUGUUGCAUCACCUUCUUCUGAAGAAACUGAAGAUGAGGUUGCAUCUCCUCCUUCACCUGCAGUAUUUACCAUGGAAAUCUCUUUACAUGCCUUAACUGGCAGCACUCACAGUUUUGUUGAUGCUAAAUUAGCUGAGCAACUACAACUUCCAGUGGAACCCACUGGCCAAAUUCUAGUAACAGUGGCUAAUGGUGAUUCAACUAUCAGUAGAGGCAUCUUCAAUCACUUACAAUGGUCUAUGCAGGACUACCAAUUCCAGGGUGAUUUAAGGGUUCUACCACUUGGUGGUUGUGAUAUAGUCUUGGGUGUACAUUGGCUUAAACAAUUGGGUGACAUCACAUUCAAUUUGGCUGAACUGAAGCUCACAUUUCUUCAUCAUGGACAUCUGAUUACUCUACAAGGAAGCUCCACUGUACCUUCUUGCAAUCUGCUCACUGGUAGCUCCUUUCUGAAGUUCUUAAAAAAUAAUACCCCUACUAUCAUUGGCCAAUUCUUCUCUAUUUCCGCUGCUCCAUUAGAACCCAUUCACCCUGACAUAUCUACAUUGCUAGACUCAUAUGCUGAUGUUUUUGAACCACCUACCUCCCUACCACCUAAAAGAGCUAUUGAUCACCAAAUACCCUUGAAGCCUAAUGCUGCUCCUAUCUCUCAAAGGCCAUACAGAUGUCCUCAUCUUCAAAAAUCAGUUGUUGAGAAGUUAAUUCAAGAAAUGUUGGAUGUUGGAUUUAUACAGGACAACCAUAGUCCAUUUGCUUCACCUGUCCUUCUAGUCAAGAAGAAGGAUGGCUCUUGGAGAUUCUGUGUAGAUUACAGAAAGCUCAAUGAUAUCACUAUUAAAGAUAAGUUUCCAAUUCCAUUGAUUGAUGACUUAUUGGAUGAACUUCAUGGUGUUGUCAUUUUUAGCAAAAUUGAUCUUAAGUCUAGAUACUACCAAAUCUUAAUGCACAUUGAUGACAUACAUAAAACUGCAUUUAGAACCCAUCAAGGGCACUAUGAAUUUAGAGUCAUGCCAUUUGGCUUAACAAAUGCACUUGCCACCUUUCAAUCCCUUAUGAACACUAUUUUUAAACCAUUUUUAAGGAAAUUUGUUUUGGUAUUUUUUGAUGACAUCUUGAUCUAUAGUAAAUCUUUAGAAGAACAUGCAGUGCAUUUGGCUCAAGUCUUGUCCUUAUUGAGACAACAUUCCUUUUUUGCCAACAAGAAUAAAUAUUGUUUUGCUCAAAACAAACUGGCUUAUUUGGGACACCUAAUUACUUCUGAGGGUGUAGCUGCUGAUCCUGACAAGAUAGCUGCAAUGCAACAAUGGCCACAACCUACUACACUGAAGCAGUUAAGAGGAUUCCUUGGUUUGACUGGUUAA